GGCCGCCCCCGGCACCACGUAAAACGCCCCCGCCCGCCUAGCCGCGGCCCAGGCCCGAGCGGAGCCUGCCACCAGCCGCUCGCCUCCCGAGCCCUGCGCGUCGCCUCCCGGCGCGGGAGGAGGCGGAGGAGGAGGAGGAGGCGCCGCCUUCCCCGCGCCGCGCGCCCUCGCCGUUGUCUGCGCCCCGCUCUGGACCAGUUUGGGGAAGUUACCCGGGCCCCGCGUCGUCCAGAUGUGCGACCUCAUUGAGCCGCAGCCGGCCGAGAAGAUCGGCAAGAUGAAGAAGUUGAGGAGAACUUUGUCGGAGAGUUUCAGUCGCAUCGCUUUGAAGAAAGACGACACCACCUUUGAUGAGAUAUGUGUCACAAAGAUGUCUACACGGAACUGCCAGGGAAUGGACUCAGUGAUCAAACCUCUGGACACAAUUCCUGAGGAUAAAAAAGUGAGGGUUCAGAGGACACAGAGCACUUUUGACCCAUUUGAGAAACCAACUAAUCAAGUAAAGAGGGUACAUUCUGAGAACAAUGCUUGCAUUAACUUUAAGACCUCCUCCACUGGCAAAGAGUCGCCUAAAGUUAGGCGGCACUCCAGCCCCAGCUCGCCGACCAGUCCCAAAUUUGGAAAAGCUGAUUCAUAUGAAAAACUGGAAAAACUAGGGGAAGGAUCUUAUGCUACAGUAUACAAAGGGAAAAGCAAGGUAAAUGGGAAGUUGGUAGCCCUGAAGGUGAUCAGGCUGCAGGAAGAAGAAGGUACACCUUUCACAGCUAUCAGGGAAGCUUCUCUAUUAAAAGGACUAAAACAUGCCAACAUAGUACUGCUUCAUGACAUCAUCCAUACCAAGGAGACGCUGACACUUGUGUUUGAAUAUGUGCACACUGAUUUAUGUCAGUACAUGGACAAGCACCCUGGAGGGCUGCAUCCAGAUAAUGUGAAGUUGUUUUUAUUUCAGUUGCUGCGAGGGCUGUCUUACAUCCACCAGCGUUAUAUUUUGCACAGAGACCUGAAACCGCAGAACCUUCUGAUCAGUGACACGGGGGAGUUAAAGCUGGCAGAUUUCGGUCUUGCAAGAGCAAAAUCCGUCCCUAGCCACACAUACUCCAAUGAAGUGGUUACCUUGUGGUACAGACCUCCAGAUGUCCUCCUGGGCUCGACAGAAUAUUCCACCUGCCUUGACAUGUGGGGAGUCGGUUGCAUCUUUGUUGAAAUGAUCCAAGGAGUUGCUGCUUUUCCAGGAAUGAAAGACAUUCAGGAUCAACUUGAACGAAUAUUUCUGGUUCUUGGAACACCAAAUGAGGACACAUGGCCUGGAGUUCAUUCUUUACCACACUUUAAGCCAGAACGCUUUACCCUGUACAGCUCUAAAAACCUUAGACAAGCAUGGAAUAAGCUCGGCUAUGUGAAUCAUGCAGAGGAUCUGGCCUCCAAGCUCCUACAGUGUUCCCCAAAGAACAGACUAUCGGCACAGGCCGCCUUGAGCCACGAGUAUUUUAGUGACUUGCCCCCACGGCUAUGGGAACUGACUGAUAUGUCUUCUAUUUUUACCGUCCCAAAUGUGAGAUUGCAACCAGAAACUGGAGAAAGUAUGCGGGCCUUUGGGAAAAACAAUAGUUAUGGCAAAAGUCUAUCAAAUAGCAAGCACUGACGAGCACAACAUUCUUGGGAGAGAGCAGGAUUAAGUUGUCAUCAUUCUGAGAAGAAAAAAAAAAAAAGCAUUAACGAAGUGGCCAAUAAGAUGAAGGGAACCAUGGAUCAGUUUCCUUUUGCUCCCUGUGGUGGAUUUCACUUACAAGAAAAUUGAAGCUGGCAAGACCCUGUUUUCUCUGCAAUUUAUUUAAAACCUUGCACGCAUUUGGAUACCUUGUGAUUUCCAAGAACUAUGUGAAGAUUAAGCUUUGCUUACCGAUACAUGGCAUGUAUUCUUUUCAGUCUUUUGUGUUUGAUUUUGUUUGAUUUCCCUCUGCAGCGCAGCGUCUCUGUAAAGGUUUUUAUGCUUUCACCAGCCAUGUCUUAAGUACAUUAAGACAACACAUUCGGUGUUCACACUUCUUCAGUAAUGUCUGUACUUGAAAGCCACAUAGUGGCAUGAAACAAUGUGUGUUUUCUUUGAGAGCAGUGCACAUUUUGCAACCACUAGGAAGGAAAUUUUUCACUAAAGCAAACCCCUGUUCUCUGAAAGACUUGACAACUUGGUCCCUGACUGUGGGGCCCCACCUGCCGCUUACCUUUUGAGGACAUUUACAAAUGUGGUUUUUUUCUUGGAAAUAACUGCGCAUUUAUAUAUCAGAAUCUACUUAGCAUUUUCAAGCCACAUAGCAUGACUGUUUUCUGAGUAGGUUGGAAGUGAAGAAACAGAUAUCAAGCAUUAAGAACAAAGACAGGGAUAAAUUGCUUACUUUUCAACCUCUGGAGAUUGAGGUAACUUUUUUACAUGUGUUCUGGGUCUUGUCAACAUUUUAUUUUUUCCAUCCACUCUGUUACACUUUGUAUUUUCUAAAUGGAGAAAAGAGUGAGGAACAGAACGUUUAAAACUUGGGUGUAAAAGAAUCGUAUCUGCUGGAUGAGCCAUGAAAGCAGUCUUGGCUGGUUAACACUUAAAAAGCAAAUUACAGAAUUACCCAGAGUUAAAAGUUUGCUCAGAUACAACAAAGCACCUUUGAAUUACAUUUUUUAAAAAUAUUCCAAGCUGAUUGGAAUACAUCAUUGGGUUCCUUACUUUAAACGGUUUCCAGGAAUAAUUGUUCAAAUGCAGGUUUUAGAAACAAUGCAGGAGUCGUCUUGCUUUAAAGAUGGAAAAUGCAAGAAGAAAGGCCCAGCUUCCCUUGGGUAGGGAGUUGAGGGACCUUGAAGGACGAAGCAAGUAUGUGAUACUGAGGGAAAAGUGGACCAGACACAUGUUGUGCUUUCAUCUGGAGGGAGAGCUGCCUCCAGCUCCCAGGCCAGCUCCCAGUGGGCAGGCCUUGCUGCAUCUCCAUUAACACCGAGGCCACGGGAGCAGUUAGGAAACUUCAUCUAAAGCAUAGAACCUAGCUCUCCAGGACACGAACUGCUAUGGAAAUACCUUCGUGUACAUUUUAUACAUUUUCCUAUUAGUCAGAAAGGAGAGAAUAAGAGCUUGAAGUGUGUCACACUUUUUUAGGAUCAGGAUUAGGAUUUAUGAGCCAGUUUGACAAGGACUUUCUCUGAGAGUCAGGUGAGGGAAAGCUUUUCUACAGUCAAAAACAGGAUACCUAGGUCAUUGGACCCAGAAUUCAUAAACUUUAAAAUGGUACUGUCUCUGGAGUGUGGUGUGAGUGGAUAUGUUAAGGUCAUAAUCCAUCCUAUCCAGAGGUAGCAUUCAUUGUAAACCUGUAAGUGCUAAGCAAGGAAUUAUUUACUGAUGGAUUUUAGAAAGAACAAAAACCACCCAAGGCUAGAAUGUUUACUCUUUGCUACUUAGAAAUCUUUUCAUUCCUCUUUCAUACAUUCCAACCCACUGGAAGUCUUUAGAGGUAUUUUGAUUUAGAGUGUACUUAAAUUAGGAUUUCUUAAAGUAAAUAUAGGGAGGAAACUUUGCAGGAAAUCAAAAACAGCCUUUCCGUGAUUUGUUUGGCAUCAUACAUUUGGGGAGAGGCAUAACUUUUGUAUUUCACUAAGCUUAAAUCAAGAGCAACUGAUAAUUAAAUCUUGCUACUUAAUAAGGUUUCUAACUUGAAAAUUUGAAAAUAUUUUAUGUUGAAAGACUUCAAUUAGGUUCAUUAAAGAUAUAUGCCCCUGUCAUAGGCAGCUUCUCUUGGGAAGUAAAACAUAUACUACUCAGUUAGGGGGAAAUUCUGUUUUAUUACAGAGACAUACCUCUCAGAAGGUUAGGAGGUUUUGAGUUCCCCAUCCUUGCCACUGAAACUGAAAAAUCCAAGGUUUGGUUUCUCUCUCUCUCCUCUCUCUCAUCUCUCUCUCUCUCUCACCCCUCCCUCCCUCCCCUUCCCCUCCGCCCCCCAACUCUCUCUUUUCCUCUCCAGUUUGCAGUCACUCCUGUUCUUUCCUUUCCUGCCCUCUCUGAGGGCAGUCAUGAAAAUCAAUACAGACUGUGUUCAUUAGCAGAUUAUUCUAUUGAGAAAGCACUGGAAUGUUUUUGUGAGAUUAUUUUUAUAUGAAGGAAUAGCUUGAAUUCAAACAGCUGGUAAGAAUAGUAUGAACACCUCAGCAUGGUGAUUUUAUUAGCACAACAUCACUGUACACACAGUAUUCUGAAAGGAGAUUUAAGACAACUUUGAUUUUCUCAGAGGAACAUUUUGGUUGACUUAAAAAUGCAAGACACAUAGGAUAUAAAAAGAAAAAUUUGUAGUGCUCAGCAAAAAAUAGGGGGCAUAAGGCAGGGAUGGCUGUCCAUCCACUCAUGCAAGGGUGAGAAGCUAUUUCUACCUCUCAAGAGUGAUUAGAAAAGUUUCCAGGGGAGCCUCUAGGCCUGCAGAGAAAGCAAGGCCUCUUGGUAUCCCUUCCUCAGUGUGUAUAUGACAGCAGUAUAAUCAAUACCCUAGGUUAUGCAUCUGUAUAAGAUACUCAUCUGUGAAUAUUAUUGGUUUUGUAAUCUUUGUUAUAUAAGAGGAUGUUUAGGCUGUAUAUACCGGGGUAGAGUAUUGCCUGCCCUAUACAUAGGAAUAUGCUGCAUAAGUGCGCAUAACUUCCAUCUCCUUUACUGGCUUGUAGGCAGAGAAAACCAUAUAUGUUACUGUCUUGUAAUUUUCUCAUAUAUCCCCCCCAAAUUUUUUUUCAAAUAAAAUAAGCAAUCUCUUACUCUCAUUCCCCUUCCCAUAUUUUACAGGCACAUACAAAAAUUUACAUUCUCUAGUUAGGAGUGUAUUUUUUUUUAAUUUUAUCUGUUUUUUUUUUUUUGAAUUUUUUGGUAUGAUGCACUGAGAUGUGUACUUUCUAAUAGGCGGUUGGUACCUAAGAAAUGGAGUAGCAUCAUUCAGAAAACUAUUAUACUUCAAAAUGACACAUAGUAAGGAGAAUGGAAUAAUACAUGUUGCAUACUUGUUACCAAUUGUAAUUUGUCUGUAUUAUGAAAGAUGUAAUGGUUUGU
Cynocephalus volans (Philippine flying lemur) is the source of this 5059-nucleotide messenger RNA. RefSeq names its product cyclin dependent kinase 14 (gene CDK14). Gene Ontology annotation, molecular function: cyclin-dependent protein serine/threonine kinase activity; cyclin binding; ATP binding. Bases 233 to 1642 code for a protein of 469 amino acids. Gene Ontology annotation, biological process: protein phosphorylation. Lineage: Eukaryota; Metazoa; Chordata; Mammalia; Dermoptera; Cynocephalidae. Gene Ontology annotation, cellular component: cytoplasm; nucleus; cytosol. The transcript is spliced from 15 exons. The record is from RefSeq and is a predicted model, not a curated record.